Messenger RNA from Malaclemys terrapin pileata, 1961 nucleotides. RefSeq names its product spidroin-2 (gene RNF229). NCBI's taxonomy places the organism in Eukaryota, Metazoa, Chordata, Testudines, Emydidae. Gene Ontology annotation, biological process: protein autoubiquitination; protein K29-linked ubiquitination; protein K63-linked ubiquitination. The coding region runs from base 68 to 1816 and encodes 582 amino acids. Gene Ontology annotation, cellular component: endoplasmic reticulum membrane. Gene Ontology annotation, molecular function: ubiquitin protein ligase activity. The record is from RefSeq and is a predicted model, not a curated record. The transcript has a single exon.
GUGCUGGGUGGAGACUGGGCCGGGCUGUGAGCUCUCAGAGCGUUCAUGGUGCCAGCACGGGUGUCCCAUGCCAGGGGGCACCCAGAGCGCAGCCUGGCAGAGCUUGUCAGCCCAAGCAGCGAACUCUCUCGUGACUGAGGAGAGCUCACCCUGCUCCAGCGAGAGGGCAAAGACGGUGCCUUUGGACCAGCAGCCUCCUGAGGUGCUGGGGCAGAGCAGGGCGAGGUGGCCUGAGGCCUGGCACCCAGGGGAGAGGGGAAGGGAAGGGGGCAGGUCAAAGCCAGACCUAGUUCCGUGGACGAUGUGGAAGGGGAGGCAGGGGCAGGCUGGCGAGGGGGCAGCCCAGCAGGGGCUGUCAGAUCAGCCAGGACAGACACAAACCCAGAGGCUGGAGCCGUGGGCGGGUGGGAAGUCCCAGUCCCCCCGGGCAAGGGCAGGUGGCCCCGGGUCUGCUCCGGGGAGAGGGCUGGAGAGCAGCGGGCUGCAGGGCGAGCGGGUGGCCCCUGGGUCCCACGCGGGGCUGGGGCUGGCCGGGAAGGGCCGCGGGAGCAAAGCGGAGCAGAGGCGUGGCCCCUGGAGCCGCCAAACCAGCCGGGCGGCGAGGCUGGCGCCGGGCCAGGACGGGGGCGGGGCGGCGGCUCCCGGGUCGGGCUGCCCUUCCCGGCGCGUGACCGGCAGGGCGCGUGGGACGGGCCGGUCCCGGGCAGCGAGCGGCCACAGCUGCAUCGGCACCGGGAUGACAGCCGCUGUCCUGCGGGCAGAGCCGCCCCUCGGCCCGGCGCCCCUCGGCGGGCCCGGCCCCGCGCCCGGGGAGCGGGGCGAGCUGCCGCCUCCGGGGAGCCUGUCUGCGGCCGCCGCGCACCGGGAGCCGGCCCGGCAGGAGGGCGAUGCGGAGAGCCCCGGGGAGAGCGAGCCGGAGGCCUGGGGAGGCGAAGCGGGGCCCGCGCCCUGGCCCUCGGGACAGGUGCCCAGCGGGGCCCCGGCUCUGGAGGGCGAGGAGGGAGCGUGGGAGCCGCUCCUGGACCAGCGCGAAGCGCCAGCCGCCUGCGGCCCCCCCGGGGCGCCUCUGGUCGGGGGGCACCUCUGCCCGGCUUCAGCCCCGCUCAGCCUGGUGCCAGCGGCUGGCAGCAGCCCAGGAGCUCCCCAGGGGCCGCCCAGUCUCGAAAGGACCCCCAGCCAGACCUCCAGCCGGAGCCUGAGCCCCUCCAGCGGGGGGGCAGCGGAGCAGGCCCCGGGCAGCGCGUCCGAGCCCUGCUGCGCCCCGGGGGAAGCUGGCAGCGCCGAGGAGGAGUGCCCCAUCUGCACGGAGCCCUACGACAGCGGGCGGCACACGCAGGCCCUGCUCAACUGCGGCCACGUGCUGUGCAGCGACUGCCUGCACGCCAUCAUGGACCGGGCCGGCGCCGCCGAGAUCGGCCGCGUGCGCUGCCCCAUCUGCCGCCAGAAGACGCCCAUGCUGGAGUGGGAGAUCUGCAAGCUCCAGGAGGAGCUGCUGCUACUGCACGCCCAGCCCGCCCCGGCCUCCCCGCUGGCACUGCCCAUGCCGCCCCCCCUGCCCCCCCGGAGGCCAGGGCUCUGCGGGGCACUGGAGCACCACUUCCAGGUGCGCUUCCACACCAGCCGCAUGUUCGGCUGCCUGCCCUGCGUGCGCUACCCCCUGUGCCUGGUCAGCGGCCUGGGCAGCCUGCAACGCCGCUGCCGCUGCUGCUACCUGCUUUCGCUGGCCGCGCUGCUGGCGGCAGAGACGCUCAGCCUGCUGCUCAUCUUCCUGCCCAUCGUGCUGCUCGUGCUGCUCUUCCUCAUCCUGGACAAAUAGGCCCGGAGGCCUCUACAGCCAGGCCAGAGUGCGGGCAGUGAUCAAAGCAGGGGAGGGGAUUGGAGGGGGGGGCCCUGGGGAAGGCCAGGCUGGGUGUUCCUACCCCCCUCAGGACGGCUAAGCCGCAGGUGUUGGGCUGCGGUGU